AGGCCCCUGAAACGGACUUUGGACAUGCCUGCCAUAGUAGGACACAUGGCCACCCUAUCUGCUGGCAAGCAUUAGGUUGUGGCAAUGAAGACAGAGAAAGUGUUGUGAAUCCAUGGUUCCAUGGCAAUGCUGAAUCUUUACCUUCCUGCGUACAUGGUCAUGCUGUGUGAGUGCUGAACUGUGAGGCCGGGCUAGCAUAUUCUUGAAGUGCCAUCAGUGGCCACAUCAUAGCAAGAGCACACCUCAGUGAGGGAGAGGUGUCGGUGGUUUCACACACAGCAAGAGGGCUGGCACUCAGGACAGUGGUGAAGCUGAUAUGUCAGCAUCUGUGCUGGCAUUCCACUUGUCGUUAAAUCUCCAUGGCAACAGCACAGGCUUCUCAUGUGACCUGUGACCCUGGCAAUUGUCUUUUUGAUCCUUACUCUCUGGAUUCUGAGCCUGACAACGGCAGCAUGGGCAGCGUGGGCAGCCUAGUAGAGAAACAGGAUUUCUUGCCAACUGCUCCGGGAGGUCUGCGCGGCAUGCGUCAGCCAGACGGGCUGCUCCGGAAAGGAAUGUCACAGCGUGAAGUUUUUGGCUACUUGCAUGGGGGCAAGCGGGACACCCGGGCUGAGAAGAAGCACCAGUCAUCUGGAGGUGGCUUUAAACGGGACUAUGAGAGUGACCGGGAAAACCAGUCCCCCGAGCGGUAUUUCCGGGACAAUCAACGAGCAGCUGAUUUCUCCAAGAGCUCCUUGCCUGAACGUGGACGCUUUGACAAGUGUCGGAUAAGACCCUCUGCCUUCAAGGUGGUGUCUGGGAAGAGCUUGUUGUCCAUGCCGGGGCUGUCAUCAGCCAAAGGCCAGAAGCUGUCCAAGAGCAACGGGAGCCUGCACACACUGCUGACCCAGAGCAGCACCAGCAGCUCCUCGCAACGCGGCCCUCUCCGCAGCCACCUGCUGCACACCAUCAGCCUGGACGAGAGCACCAACUCUAUCCAAAGCUUCCCCACCUACACUCCCCGUUUCAAACCUGCUCCAACCCAGCUCAGUGCUUCCGUAGGCCACAUCAACCACAUUGGCGGUUCCUUAGACAGGGCUUCUCGGGGGCCACGGGAUCCUUUGGCUGUAGACAAAGCACCUCUGUCUUGCAAGAGCCUCAGCCGCCUGCAGAGCUCUGGGGAACCACCCCCUCCGUAUGAACCCACUUACUCCUUGGAAGAUGUGGUGAAGCAGCUCGAGGACCGGCUGACAGAGAAGGGCAUGGAGCUCCGCCAGCUUAAGAGAAAUCUGAGUGAGAACGAUGAUCCCUUCACACAGAUGUUUGAGGACAAACAGCGCUUGUGGAUGGAUGAGCUGGAUGAACUGAAGCAGAUGUAUGUAGCCAAGCUGCAGCAAGUGAUGCAACAGGCCCAACGCAGCCAGCGGGCACUUCAGCUGCAGCUCUACAAAGCUCAGCAGGAAAAGAAACGGCUGCAGGAAGAGCUGGACCUUCAGCAGAGGCAGUGCGAGGAGCUGAGGCUGCAGCAGCAACAGGCAGAGCGCCUGAGCCCCAAGUUGGAGGAGACCCAGUGGGAGGUCUGUCAGAAGACUGCAGAGAUUUCAUUGCUCAAGCAGCAGUUCCGAGAUGCCCAGGAGGAGAUAGCCCAGAAACUGGGUGAAAUCUUCAGCUUGAAAACACAGCUGCGGGAGGUCCGAACAGAGCUGCAAGCCAAGGACUCGCAACUGGCACAGCUGGGGGACUCUUUCCAAACCUUGCCAGAGCGCAGCUCCCCUGUUCCUCCACGGGACUCUCCCAUGCAAGCAUGCCAGGACUUUUUGGGUUGUGAAACAGAUGACUCUAAAAGUCAGGGGAUGCAGGGGGAGAGUGCAGAGGGCGCUGAGUGGCUAUGGGGAGAAUUGCUGCGCGAGAGGCGCCAGGCCCAGCUACAAGCUGCAAACUUUGAGCAGGAGCGGAAAACUUGGCAAAAGGAGAAGGAAAAAGUCCUGCGCUAUCAGCGGGAGAUUCAGGCCAGCUAUAUGGAGAUGUACUACCGGAACCAGACACUGGAGAGGCAGCUAAGUGAGUUCCGGCAGUUCCAAGCUGAGCCCAGAAGUAUCAGCUCAGAGCCACCUUGGAUUGAAAGAGUUGAGUCCUCAAAGAUCUGAACACUAUGCCUGGGGCUCUGUGCUGGAAUUACAAAGGGGAAAGGUACCACACAGCAGCAUGGACCUUAGGGUUUUCGUAGAAGGAGUGGUUAAACUAAAGGGCUGGUUAACCUCGUCCAUAGAGGAUUUUGAAGACUGCUGCUGUCCAUGGAAUGAAAUCCCAGCAUUGCACCUGGCAUUUUCUGUCUGUCCAGGUAGGCCUUUGCCUCCCUGUCACUGCUGUCUUGGAGGGCAGAAUGCUUUCCUGUUGUGUCCUGCUUUGUGCCCACACUGGCACUGUCUGUCAGGAUGGAAGGCUUGUUAUUGUGGAAUGUGAACGGCCACGAUUGGGAGCUAUGGCCCUUCUUGAAAAGGUCUGAAGAAGAAUGUGCAAAAGAUGGUGCCACCAAGUAAUGAGCCCUUUGUGGAGCUUUGGCUGUGUCUCUUCACAACUUGAGACUUGGCCUGUUGCGCUGAGAAGCAGCGGCGGAGCAAGCUUACAACACAAGGCCCACACAACUGGAGCUUAUAAGACAGGCACAGCAUGAGGGCCAGCGGCAGAGCAAACUGACCGCGCACCUGGGGCAGCACAUGU
Podarcis muralis (Common wall lizard) is the source of this 2700-nucleotide messenger RNA. The record is from RefSeq and is a predicted model, not a curated record. NCBI's taxonomy places the organism in Eukaryota, Metazoa, Chordata, Lepidosauria, Squamata, Lacertidae.